This is a messenger RNA of Paramecium sonneborni, 1885 nucleotides long. The record is from the annotation of a GenBank genome assembly. NCBI's taxonomy places the organism in Eukaryota, Ciliophora, Oligohymenophorea, Peniculida, Parameciidae.
AUGUAAAAAUUAUUUGGUUCUACGUAUGAUUAUCUAACAAUAAGUUUAAAUUAAGCAAGUACAAUUAGUCAUCCUGGUAUUUGUAAAAUUUAAAUUAUAGCUUCUUAUGUAAAAGAAGGAACAGGGAAAUAAGGGAUUAGAAAGAUAUAUGGAAAUGGAGGUGGUGGAGUACCAUUUGAUUAAUUUGAAUAACAAAUGCUAGCCUAAUUGAAAUAAAAACUAAAUGGAAUGGCUAGGUAUUAGUUUAAUGUGAAAAAAAAAUAGUCAUUAUCCUGAUAUAUUAUUAUAUCGUUUCUUGUAUUCAUUUCGUUUUAGUUUAGAUGAUACUUAUAAUGGAAUCAAGAAUCAUGAGGAAUGGUUGAAUAAUCCUUCAACAUUCUAAUUGAAUAGUGGAUCCUAGGCGAUAUUGGUAUUGUUAUAAGAUUGAAUUCUAGGACAAAGGAAUUAUUUAUUUGGGUGGAAGGGAUAAAAAAUAUAGACCUUCAGUGAUUUUCUAGGUAGGUUUGAUUGAUUAAAAAAAUAUAAAAGUUGAAGAAUUUUUAGCAGCUUUAAACACCGUUUUUAUGAUAACAUAACAAUAUUGUUUUUAUGAAGGAUAUGUUGAAAAUUGGAUAAUAUUGAUUGAUACAGCUGAAUUAGGUCUAUUAAGUUUACCUGUUGAAAUUUUAAAGAAGAUUAUCUCAACAGCUGCUGCACAUUAUGUUGGAAAUUUAGAAAAAUUAUAUCUCUUAAAUCCAUCAAUGGGUCUUAAUAUGUCAUGGAGUUUAGUAUCUAGUAAUUCAAUUAUUUAUUAUUCUUAGAAUUUAUUGAUGAUAGAUCUAAUAAAAAAAUAUAAUUCCUCUAAAAAAAAGAAUUCUCAAAAUUAUAAGAAUAUUUUGAUCCAAGUUAAUUAGAAGUAUAAUUUGGAGGAACCAUGCCUAAAAUUAAAUAAUAUUGGCCUCCAUAACCAACUAUUUAAAUUGAAAAACCUUAAUUAUAAAAGUCAUCAUAUUAAAUUUAAAAUAAUGAACAUUAUGAACCAAGUAUUAGAUCAUAAAAAUCAAAACGAUCAGAAUCAUAUAAUUAAUAACAAUAUUAAACAUAUUAAGCACCAUUCAAAAAACCAUAAUAAGAAUACAAUCUAUAAGAAUCUAAAAAAUAAGAAUAUUAUGAUUCCACAUUAAAUCUACCAGUUGUAUAACCAACUUAAUAAACACCUAAUAAAUUUAUACAAUCAAUAUAAAUUGAAGAAAGACCAUCUCAAUUAACAUAGAAUUUUGGUUAUGAAAGCAGUAUAUAAAAACCAUAAAGAUUAGAAUUUUAAAAAAUUAAUUCAGAGUCAUCUCGUGAAAUUUAACAAAUGUCUUUCUAAGAUUUACAUUUUGCUUCAUAACCAUAAUCUAAUUAAUAAUCAAAUCAUGGAAAAUAGAGUUAUAGAUAAAAUAUAGAAGAUAGACAACUUUCUAAAUUUCCAGUCAUUGAAGAAGAACCUUAUGAAAGGAAAAGUUAAUUCAUACAAUAAUCUAAUGCAUUCCCUAGUGAAUCUAAAAAUUUCGUUGAAGAACCUUUGGAUUCAAAUCAAUUUAGAUAAUCUCAAACUUUAAGAAAAUCCUAUAAAUAAUAUCAUUUUUCAAAAUCAGAAUUUCAUCCACCAUAUCCCAAUGCUUUGCCUUAAGGACCAGUAGUUUUAGGAACUUCAAAGAUUUAAGAAGAACCAUUGUAGAAAAAGGAAAAUAAGUUUAUACCUUAAUCUAAUUAUUAAUAAGCUAAACCAUAAGAAAUCAAACAAUAUUAAAUGAAUUUUCAAUAAUAAGAAUUAUAAGCUCCACCAUAAUAUAGUCUUAAAAAGAAAACUGUUCAUUUUUAAGCAAGAGAUGGUAAAUACACAGCUUGUGAUAUUUUUUGA